GUCUGGGACUGUGCCGGACUUCUGGCACAUGGUCUGGCAGGAACAAGUCCAAUUUAUUGUCAUGUUAACGCACUGCUACGAGAAAGGAAAGGAAAAAUGUUGCAUGUACUGGCCUGAGACGAAGAAGUCAACGUUCCUGGCUGACCAAUAUGUCAUGACUCUCAUAGAUGAAGAUCAAGGACCUGACUGGACUGAGCGCAGGAUCCUCCUGCAAAAUGACCCCAGCCCCGCCAGAGAGGUCGUGCAGCUGCACUUCACGUCGUGGCCCGACUUCAACGUGCCGGCGUCCGAGGCCGCUUUGCUGANAG
Molecule: messenger RNA, 308 nt
Organism: Hyalella azteca
Lineage: Eukaryota; Metazoa; Arthropoda; Malacostraca; Amphipoda; Hyalellidae
Product: tyrosine-protein phosphatase non-receptor type 1-like
Exons: 3
Biological process (GO): protein dephosphorylation
Molecular function (GO): protein tyrosine phosphatase activity
Source: RefSeq, a predicted model, not a curated record